This is a messenger RNA of Brassica napus (rape), 480 nucleotides long. RefSeq lists its product as uncharacterized. The transcript has a single exon. The coding region runs from base 1 to 480 and encodes 159 amino acids. Lineage: Eukaryota; Viridiplantae; Streptophyta; Magnoliopsida; Brassicales; Brassicaceae. The record is from RefSeq and is a predicted model, not a curated record.
AUGUCGAAAAUCUCAAAUCUAGACUAUGCUGCCCUUAAUCUCUCUGGAGAUAACUACUUACAAUGGGCGCUAGAUACAAAGAUCAACCUGAGGUCAAAGGGACUCGGUGAUACUAUCAUCGAGGGCAACAAUGAGAAUGAUAAAAAUCGAUAUAGGGCGAUAAGUAUAAUACACCACCAUCUCAUUGAAGGUCUAAAAGAUCAGUACCUUACCAUAGAAAAUCCACUAGACCUUUGGACCGCUUUACAUCGGCGACAUGAUCACCAGAAAAUGGUGCUACUACCAAAGGCUAGAUAUGAGUGGAAGAAUCUCAGAUUCAUGGACUAUAAGUCUGUGGAUGAAUACAAUUCAGUAUUGUUUAAGAUAGUUUCAAUGAUGAGACUUUGUGGUGAAGAAGUAACCGAGAAAGUGUUACUUGAUAAGACCUUCUCCACAUUCCAUUCCACAAAUGUGUUGUUGCAACAACAGUAUAGAGAGUGA